GGAGACACCUACCCACUGGCAGCCUCUGCCAGGCACGAAAGCAGCCAUGUUGGUCAAAGUGAACAGUUUGAGGCAGAUACAGAGCUCUUCAAACAGUUCUCUUCAGCUGCAGAGUGCUCCAGAGGCCAACAGCCAAAAAUCUCUUUUAAAACCAGCCAUAUAUGCUCAGCCUCAAUCCACGUCCCAGAGCCCUGGAGCCUCAAAGCAAAUGCCUACAGGAGAAACGCAGCCAUCUAUGCAGAUCAAAAAGAUGGAGAAUGGUGGGUUUUGUGUAGUGCUGAUGAAUGGUCCAACUUCUCAAACACCUCCAAGGAGCCAGACAGGAACCCCCCAGCCUGCAUCCCCCAAGUAUGCCUCCCCUGCGCCUAUAUACGAUGAGCCAUCUUUAGAGUCUCCAAUUUAUGAUGAGCCACCGGUAGAUAUGGACACUGAGAGCAUCAGUAUGAGUGGGAUGUCUCCACCAAGGUCACCGAGCAAUAGCUUAAAAAAGCAGCUGCAACCAACAAAAUUAUUACAGCAUCCAGGUAUGCAACAGCAGCAAGCUGCAAAGAAGCAUGCAAGAAAUCCCUCUUCCACUGAAUACAGCCCGGCUGGCAGAGAAUAUAUAAAACACAUGGUCAAUGUUGACCAGUCUUCCAAACUCUCCCACUCCUCUGCUGCAACAGCUGAUGCCUCUACUAAACUGCCUGGUCAGCUUUCUUCAAAGGACAGCUUCAAGCAGUCUUGGAGGAUCUUGGAAGCCAACGUUCUCAAGAACAUGGAAGCCCACCACAGUCGGCAGAACAGCCUGCCAACUCAAGAGUACCCAACUGGUAUAAGCCAUCAGGAUUCUGGUUAUUCAACUGGCCCUUCUCCAAGCUUGAGAAAAAAGAAAGGAAGGAGGCAGGGGACAGGUCAAGGAAGACCUGGCUCUGUGGGCAGCAGCAGCGAGCUCACAGCUUUGAAUGAUAAGCUGAUUGCCGAGAUGCGUGCUGUGGUGGGCAGGUCAGCAGCUUGCAGGGGAAGCAAAGCCAGCCUCGAUGCUGAAAGUCUGGAGAGUGGCAUCCCGUCAGAGAGCAGCAAAGUCAGAUUUCAGUCCGACCACUUGAAAAAAUGCAUCAACCGGAGCUCGAGGGAUGAUGUCUCAGCUAGUAAUAGAUCCCUGUAUAGACAGGGCCUGGAAAGCAGGGGCAGCUUUCCCAGCGAUGUGGCUGCUCCACAGGACACAGUGAGGCAGAAGAGGACUUUUGAGAAAAUAGACUCUUUAGAAAAGAAUGUGACCAGCCAGACAAGUUUGGCUUCAUCAGAUGCUACGCGCCACUCCUCCCAGCCCGGGACAAUAGAGUUGGACCCUAAGCAGGAGAGCAGCAGCCAGCCUGGCAGCUGCGUGGGAUAUCAUUUCCCUUACAAUACUCUACGGAAGCCCAUCUCUCAGAGCAGCAUGGCAGACUGGGCUUCUAAAAACCUGAACAUGCACACGCAGGGCAUCUUCCGCCGAAGGAUCUCCAUCUCCAACAUGCUGUCCUGGAAUGGCGGCUCUAUCAAAAAGCCAAUGCUCAUCACUAGCAACCGCACCAUCAAAAAAGAGGCGUGUGAGAUGUUCAAACUGGUGCAGAGCUACAUGGGAGAUCGUCAGACUCGCAUGGACCGGAAUCACGUGGCAUUGGUCACGGUCACCAAGUGCUGGAGCAUGCAAGGUCUACGGGACGAGCUGUACAUACAACUGAUCCGGCAGACAACAGAUAAUACAUGCUACCGGAGUCUGGCAUGGGGCUGGGAACUGAUGGCCAUCAGUCUGGCCUUUUUCUCCCCAUCACCCAAAUUUCAGUCUUAUCUGGAAGGUUACAUUUAUCGCCACCUUGACAGUGACGAAAACAUUGCCCAGCGCAUCAAGGAGCUUGUGGAUCUGAAAAACAAGAAGAAUUCAAAAUCCAGGAAAAAGAGGAAACAGAACACCGAGGAUGAAGGCCUGCCCAUCAGCACCUACGCCAAAUACUGCUACCGGAAACUCCAGAAAGUAGCUGUAACCGGAGGCAAAAAGGGCCUUCGUAAACCAACAGUGGAAGAGAUAACGCACGCCAGGAGUGCCAUCGUGACACCAUCCCUCUUUGGCAGCUCUCUGGAGGAAAUCAUGCUGCGGCAGCAGGACAUGUACCCGGGUAACAAACUGCCCUGGGUGCAGACGCAGCUCUCGCAGCAGGUCCUGGCUCUGGGAGGAGAACAGACAGAGGGGAUUUUCAGGAUACCUGGUGACAUAGAUGAAGUCAAUGCACUGAAGCUGCAGGUGGAUCAGUGGAGAAUUCCAAGUGGCCUCAGUGACCCCAAUGUCCCAGCCUCUCUUCUCAAGCUCUGGUAUCGGGAGCUGGAGGAGCCCGUGAUCCCCCAGCAGUUCUACAAAGAAUGUAUCAGCAACUACGAGAACCCCGAUGCUGCCGUGGCCGUGGUGCAGCUUUUGCCGGAGCUCAACAGGCUGGUGCUGUGUUACCUCAUACACUUCCUGCAGAUCUUUGCUCAGCCAUCAAAUGUGGGCAGAACGAAGAUGGAUGUGAAUAACCUGGCCAUGGUGAUGGCCCCCAACUGCCUGCGCUGCCAGUCUGACGACCCUCGCAUUAUCUUUGAGAACACACGCAAAGAAAUGUCCUUUCUUCGCAUGCUGAUAGUGCACUUGGACACGAGCUUCAUCAAAGGACUGGUUUGA
This is a messenger RNA of Balearica regulorum gibbericeps (East African grey crowned-crane), 2677 nucleotides long. The record is from RefSeq and is a predicted model, not a curated record. NCBI's taxonomy places the organism in Eukaryota, Metazoa, Chordata, Aves, Gruiformes, Gruidae.